Molecule: messenger RNA, 1178 nt
Organism: Triticum aestivum (bread wheat)
Lineage: Eukaryota; Viridiplantae; Streptophyta; Magnoliopsida; Poales; Poaceae
Product: BTB/POZ and MATH domain-containing protein 2
Exons: 1
Coding region: 208-930 (240 amino acids)
Biological process (GO): protein ubiquitination
Molecular function (GO): protein binding
Source: RefSeq, a predicted model, not a curated record
GCUCCUGGGUGUCGCUACGUCUUAUCUUUCUAAGUGAAGCCCGCACGUCUGCUGUGAGGACGACUCUACGUUGUUGCUUGGUAGAUCCGACAGGAAGGCUUAAGCCAUCUGAAGAAGAUUGCCGGUCAAUAAUAUUCAGGAAACCCCAAGAUAAAUCAUCUCAAGUGCCCCUCAUAACAAGAUGUGAACACCUCGAAUUAUCGGGUUAUGUCAAGGAUGACUCUUUUACUGUGCAAUGCCCUUCAGGUUUUCAAGGAACUACCAGAUGUAGCAACGGUCUCCCUGAAAGAAGUGCAUCUCCCACCCUCUAACUUGCACCUGCAAUUUGCUCAACUCCUUCAGAGCGAGACCGGAGCGGACGUCACAUUUCUCGUGUCCGGUGAGUCUUUUGCUGCGCACAAGCUCAUCCUCGCCGCAAGGUCCACUGUUUUUAUGGCCGAGUUCUUUGGAGACAUGAAGGAGAAGUGCUCUCAGAGUGUGGAGAUCGAGGACAUGGAGGCUACCGUAUUCAAGGCCCUUCUUCAGUUCAUCUACACCGACACCGUGCCAGAAUUCGGACAACAGGUAGAGGCAGAUGUGGAGGCCAUCUAUACCGACACAGUGCCAGAAUUCGGACAGCAGGAGGCGGCGGUGACGGUGAUGGCUCAGCAUCUCCUUGCUGCCGCUGACAGGUAUGGACUGGACAGGCUCAAGCUCAUUUGUGCAGGCGAGCUCUCUGGUGGCAUCAACGUCAACACAGCAGCGACAACUUUGGCUUUAGCCGACCUGCACAACUGCCCGGAGCUCAAGGCGAGGUGUGUUGAGUCCAUCAUCAGAACUUGUGCCGCUCUUGAUGCUGUGUUGGCGACAGAGGGGUAUAAGCACCUGGAGGCAAGCUGCCCUUUGGUGGUGAUUGACCUUUUCAAGGCUGCGCGUGGGAGAAAAAAUUGAAGCAUAUCUUGCUUGCGCUUAUGAAUCAAUAUCGUCUAUCUACGCUGCUGCCACACAAAUGUUGUGCGCUUCACUCUUGAGUAUAAUGUGAGUUCUUAUGAGCACGUUGUCACUGAAAUUGGGAACAAAAUUCAGAAAAUCCCACCGAACACUGUUAGGUGGCAAUGAUAUUAAUCCCCCUCCUGUAUGGCGUUGGUGUGUGCUUUUUAUGAUUUCCAUGGCUCCCUGAUUCAUGGGGUUUGAUAUUA